UAAUCAAUUUUUUCUUUAUUUUUGUUUUGAGAAUUAUCCUGAGAUUUUUUUUACAUAAAAUUCAUUCAAUCAUGAAUUAUUUAAAUCAACCAUUACAAUCACUUAAACCGAUUAAGUAUUCAUAUACUAGAUUUUCUCCAACAAAAGUAGAAUCAAAACCAUUUCCACGAUUUGGAAAUUCUUUAGAUUCUUUUUUAUAUGAAUUUGUUUAUUGCCCAGCUAUUCAUUAUCAAUUAAGUCGAGAAUAUUUAUGGUCAUAUAAAUCGACUGAUCAAGUACGAAAAAUUUUUGUACCAAUUAAUGAAGAUGGUUGUCUCCAACCAUUUGUUCAAUUUUCUCCAUCCGAUGAUGGACGACGAAAAUUGACCUCCGUUGAACUAUUAAAACGUUCAAUUAAUGAAGAAUGGCGUGAAUUGAAUCAGGAAAUUUGGAAAUUUGUCAAUGGUUAUAAUGAUUAUUCGAUGGGUCAAAAACCAUGCAAAAUUGCUCGAUUCAAUAGCACCGGAAGUCAUUGUGAUUUUGGUGCUGAUUCAACAUUACCAUUUUAUUCGUCAAUUUUACCUAAAUUUGAAAAUCAAAACUCUAAUUUUGCCAUUGAUUCACUUGAUAAUGAUGUUUUUUAUAAUUCAUCAUCAACCAUGAAUUCAUUGAAUAAUGAAUCAUUUGAAAAUUUUUCUUCAUCAUUUGAUUUAUCCGCAAACAAUCAUAUGGCUAAUUUUAACGAUAUAUCGGAUAUUUCAUCCCGAUGCGCUACACCAUCGUCUGGUUUAUGUUCUAAUUUUUCCGUUUUUUCUAGCUCACCUAAAUCAAGUACAUCACUUUUGAAUGAAAAUUUGAAACAAUCAAAUAGUCAAGAUGCCCCUAACCAAUCGGCUAUGAAUUCGGCUUGGAAAAUAAAAAAUUUCCAAAUCAAUACAUUGCCUGUAAAUAAUUUGGAAACACUGAAACCAAAACGUCUUCAUGUCAGCAAUAUUCCAUUCCGUUAUCGUGAUACCGAUCUUCAACAAUUAUUUGAGCAAUACGGUCACAUUUUGAACACUGAAGUGAUUUUCAAUGAUCGAGGCUCAAAAGGAUUUGGCUUUGUUACAUUUGCUAAUGGUAUUAGCGCCGAUACUGCACGUGAUUGUCUAAAUGGUCAGAUCAUUGAUGGCCGUAAAAUAGAGGUUAAUAAUGCAACAACACGAUCAUCAAAGAAAGUCAAUCAAUAUGUUUAUGAAUCAUCGAGCCAAAUCGAUAUCAACAACAACAACAUUGAUGAUGCCAAAUUAAUCCAAAACCAUAAAAAUUCUUCACUCACAUUGUCAUCAUCAUCAUCAGACGUUAAUUCGAAAGGAACGGAUAGCCAUAAUCCCUUUAAAUAUAAAUGGAAUUCGAUGGAUACUACAACCACGGCAACAACGUCAAUUCCUACAUCGACGUCAUAAUCAUCCUCGUCAAAACAAUUGCCUUCAUCAUCAUUCAUGGAGCUUGAAUCAUCUGGAAUCAAUAUA
Molecule: messenger RNA, 1490 nt
Organism: Dermatophagoides pteronyssinus (European house dust mite)
Lineage: Eukaryota; Metazoa; Arthropoda; Arachnida; Sarcoptiformes; Pyroglyphidae
Biological process (GO): regulation of alternative mRNA splicing, via spliceosome; nervous system development
Cellular component (GO): cytoplasm; nucleus
Molecular function (GO): mRNA binding
Source: RefSeq, a predicted model, not a curated record